Messenger RNA from Mytilus californianus (California mussel), 5358 nucleotides. RefSeq lists its product as uncharacterized. The record is from RefSeq and is a predicted model, not a curated record. The coding region runs from base 707 to 4318 and encodes 1203 amino acids. NCBI's taxonomy places the organism in Eukaryota, Metazoa, Mollusca, Bivalvia, Mytilida, Mytilidae. The transcript has 2 exons.
GUGUGUAUUUGUACAUUUUGUAAAUAAAGUUUUAUAGUUUAUAAUCCAGUAAAUAACAAUUUCAUCAAGAAAUUGUUUCUCAUAAUUUAGCUUUGAAAUUUAUAUCUUUCUAAAAUUUGAUUAAUGAAAAUAUUAUAUUUCUUUUUUUAUUAAUAGUCAAAAUUCUAUAAAUCAUUUUAAUAGCUCAAAUUCUUGUUUGUAACAAAGUGUAAAAAGCUUUUGGUCAAAAAGAACAAAAGGGAUUAAUAAAUCUAUUUAUCUCUUUCAUUUUUGUAAGACCUGAUAAUAAGGAAACAGACAAUUAAGUCCCAUUGUGUUACAUAACCAUAAGCUCAGGCCAUACCUUUAGGGGAUUGAGAGUUUAAAUUAUUUACUGACACGAUAAAAAUAUACUUUGUCUUGGAAACAAUUAAGAUUCUUUUAUUUCAUUGGUCAAAUGUUUUAAUUCUUAAUCUGGUAUAAAAAGCUAUGCGUCCCUGGAUGCCGCACUGAUUUUAUGUGCGCAUCCAGAAUAAAGUAUUUGAACUUAUAAAAGUUUUACUUAUACAUUUCAGCCAGCAACCAAAGACCUAGUGUCGUUUCUGUUGUUCGGUUUAACAAUAAGUGAAAGAAAGAACUACAAGUACCCCCGUACUGUACAAAACACCAAAAAUUACAGUACAAAAAGUGGUGGAGCGAUCCAAAAAUCCCGGAGACAGAAAUUGUUAUGAGAACAAGAGCAACAGCAACAACAACAACAAGCCCAAGUAACAACAUGCCUGCAGGUGGAACACCAGUUAAUUCGAAUAGAAAUUCAGCCUCAACGUCAACAAACACAACAUCGUCCUCUAUAUUGCCGCCAUCAGGACCACCGCCAGCCCCACCAUUACCGUCUGAAACCACAUCUACCAGUGUAAUCCAACCAACAACACAACCAACAACAGUUAUGUCAGCUGUAUCCCAGAAUCCAAACUCAACACCAGUAAGUCAGUUUAACAUUAAUCAUCAAAACAAACCUCACAUCCAUCCGAUCAAGCCUUUUGAUGGAAAUAGUUCAGUGGUUCAGUGGUUCAAAUCUUUCAUGAUAUACAUGAAUAUCAUGAAUUGUUCAGAACAAACAAUUGUACAGUCAUUUCCACACUUUUUAGCAGACAAGGCACAGCAAUGGUUCCUAAGCCUUAAUGAACAAGUAGUCACCCUAAAUAGACUGCAAGAACUUUUGUACACAAGAUUCAAGCCAACACCUCUAACGGUUGAAAUGCUUCAAGUUGAACAAGAAAAGUCAGAGAGUGUUGAUGAUUAUAUUCACCGUGUAAUGAAAAUGUGUGCAGAUGCAAACCUGCAGGAGAUCCAACUAAUGACAAAAGCCAUGAGAGGUCUGAGAGCUGCUAUUGCUAGGAUUGUCAUGCCUCAAAGUCCAACCAACAUAGAAGAUCUAAGGGUAAAAGCGAAUUUGGCAGAAACUACCCUACGUGUAACAAGCAAGGAACAAGACAGUGAUUUUCAUGCCUCAGUGAGUUACAUCACACAACACCUAGACUCAAAAUUGGAACAAAUCAGACUUGAAAAUGAUGCAGUCAUAGCCGCUGUUUCUGGAAAUUCAUACCAAAAUAAUGGACAACAAAAUAAUAGUCAACAACAACAAAGGCCAUACCAACAGCAACAGAGGUCUAAUUAUCAACAACAAAAUUCCUACCAACAACAGAGGCCAUACCAACAACAGCAGCAGAACCAGUACCCACAACAACAGCAAAACCAGUACCCACAACAACAACAGAACCAGUAUCAACAACAGAGAAAUCAACAACAAAGACCUUACAUGAACAGUCAACAAUGUCAUAGAUGUGGUAAAUUUGGGAACAUUCAUCAUACUGUAACUUUGGCAAUCAUGGUCCUUAUAACAUGUCUAGUGAUCAAACCAGUAACAGCAAAGACAAAUGAAGAAAAGAUGAAUGUAAUACAAAGAAUUAAUUAUGGAGUAAUAUUUAAACAAGAAUCAUUCCUGUAUAUGUCAUCAGAAGCUUGGUUGCAUACAUUUGAAGUAGAAUUACCCCAAAGUGUGAACUUGCCAAGAAUGUCAUUUUGUAUUGACAAUAAUAAUGAAUGUAGUACAGUAAAUAGUAUGGUAAAUUUUAUCCACUCAUUGCAUGAUUCGACUGAAUCACAAUUAUUUGAAACUAUCAAAGCUAUUCAUACAUUGGUACCACAAACUGAAUAUUUUUAUAACAAAAGAAGCGAAAGAUCACUUCUACCUUUCAUUGGCUCUAUGGCCAAAGGUAUUUUUGGUUUGGCCACAAUGAGUGAUGUUCACCUGUUAGCCAGACACAUAAAUGAACUAAACAAAAGAUCUCGUGUUAUGGCCAAUGUACUUCAGCAACAUGGUUCACAUUUCUCAUCGUUCAUGACCUUAAUAGACAACAGAACAAAUAAUCUAAUGAACGGUGUGAAAACAAAUGCAGCACAAAUAAAACAAAUUACAUACAAAUUUUAUAACUCAUUGACUUCUCUUCAGCAUUCCAUGACUAAUAUAUCAAAAAUAUUAAUAACCUUAGUAAAUAAUGCUAACAUUCUGAGAGAAAACCUAAAUCAGCUACAAUCAAGUAUUCAAAGCUUGGCUGAAGGUCGAAUCUCACCUUUUUUAUUACCAAAGCACAUACUAGCACAUUCUCUGCAUAAAAUCCAGCGAAUCAUGUCGGAAUCAUAUCCUGGAUUUCACCUAACGCAUUUUGAUCCUUCUUAUUAUUAUACUCAUUCUAAUUUUGUAUAUGCACGUAAUCACUCCAGAAUGUAUAUAACUGUUAAAUUUCCUAUUUCUGCACAUGCUAAACCCUUAAACUUGUUCAAAGUUUAUUCUUUACCAGUCCCAGUUAAUAGCACUUCCUCUCACGCUACUAAACUAAUGUCAUUACCUAAAUAUUUUGCCAUCACCAAUAACAAUGAUUUUUAUGCUGCACUGUCCACUGACGACCUUGCUAACUGUAAACAUGGCAUGACACUAUUUUGUUAUACUAAUAUACAACUUACACCAAUUAACCAACCCAGUUGCAUUAUAGCUUUGUUCUCUAAUAAUAUAACAAUGGUAAAACAGUUGUGCAACUUCAGAUUUUUGCUUGAUCACAUAGUUCACAAGGUUAUAGAAUUAACACCAACCUCUGUCCUAGUUUACAAAAGUAACAACGACUUAACACUUAAAUGUCCUGAUAACAGUCAUGUCAUCCCUCCUUGUCCUCUUUGCAUUGUGCAUGUACCUUGUAGAUGCUACAUAUCAUCACACAAACUUUAUUUUGCUCCUAAACUAAUCAAUUGUUAUGAUGAAAAAACAAUGUUAGACACAAAUACAAGUUCUGCACUUUCAGUAUUACACCCAGUAAAUUUGGCAUUAUUAACAGAGUUCUUUGACCAAACUAAACUAAACAACAUAUUAGGUGACACAACAUUUCCAUCACAAGUUGCACUAAAAGUACCUAAUUUUAAAAUUUAUUCACACAACAUGUCAAACAUACUAGUCGCAGACAAACAAGAUCAUCUAAGUCUCAGAAAAAUGGCUCAAGCAGCUAAAAAAGAUGAACAAAUUUUUAAAACUUUGACAGAACCAUUGAUAACAGGUGACAUCAGCCUCAAUAGUGAGUGGCCAGAUCUUAACGCAAUUUUAAUUUUUGUGGCUCUUACAAUAGGAGGUUUAUCAUUCAUAACAUGUAUCUAUUUAUUUUUCAAGGUUCGCAAAAUGGCCAUUGCAAUGCUUAUUUUAAAACAGGUCUCAAAUGUAAAAGCUCAAACUGUACCGUCAUUCAUUUAUAAUGAAAAAGUAACUAAGAUAAAUAGUGAGAAUACUACAGAUUUCAUGUCUUAUAUAACAAAUGAAUUUUCAUGGGUACAUGCUUCUGUUUUACUAAGCAUAAUUGUUUUAUUCAUUCUCAUUAUUAUAAUUGCGUGUAUAUAUAAAAGCAACAAACAAAAGUCUGGAACAAGUUUGGCUGUUGAAAUAACAUGUGGAGGUCAAUGUGUCAUUGUGCAUAUACUCUCAUUAUCUCUGUGUCCAUCUUAUUGGAAUAUUGAUACUCCUAUUAUAAACCGUGUCAGUAUUUCCACUUUUCCAUCUUGUAAACUUUUUGCAACUUGGACAGAUUUUAAUGUCACAAACAAAUUAACCUCUCAGUCAAUAUCAGUUCCAACAAGCAUUCGUCUAAAUUUUCAAACAUGGUAUAAAUUACGUAAAAUAUUACGUCAACCAUUUUGUGCAUAUGUUAUGAUUGUUCACAAUGGAUAUUGUACAAUAUUACCUGGUCAAGAUCAAAUAAAAGAGGAUAACAAAAUCAACACUUUGUAUCCACAAUUGUAAAUGUCAAUUUUUCAGUGAUUGCAUAUUGAUAAAACAUUUUAUAAUUUGAAUACCUUGAUCCACAGUACACCACAAUUGCUUAUACCAUAUAAUGUCAUAUUUUAUUAUGUAUAUAUAUAUAUAUAUAUGUUUUAUUGAAUGUUAAUUUUCAUAUUUUUGUAGUAUGUUUUUUAGGAAAAUUAAAGGAAAGAUAAAUCGUGUUAGGAAGACUGUUUUAAAUCAGUAAGGUACUAUUUCGGGUUAAAUAACAUCUAUAAGUCGCGCGACAUCGUCACAGUCUUAAACCCAUACCAUCUAAAUAGAACUCAAACGUUAAAACACCUUUCUUUCAUAAUUUAGCUUUGGGGUCCAAAGCAAAGGUAGCAAGGGAGAAUUGUCAUAGUGUGUAUUUGUACAUUUUGUAAAUAAAGUUUUAUAGUUUAUAAUCCAGUAAAUAACAAUUUCAUCAAGAAAUUGUUUCUCAUAAUUUAGCUUUGAAAUUUAUAUCUUUCUAAAAUUUGAUUAAUGAAAAUAUUAUAUUUCUUUUUUUAUUAAUAGUCAAAAUUCUAUAAAUCAUUUUAAUAGCUCAAAUUCUUGUUUGUAACAAAGUGUAAAAAGCUUUUGGUCAAAAAGAACAAAAGGGAUUAAUAAAUCUAUUUAUCUCUUUCAUUUUUGUAAGACCUGAUAAUAAGGAAACAGACAAUUAAGUCCCAUUGUGUUACAUAACCAUAAGCUCAGGCCAUACCUUUAGGGGAUUGAGAGUUUAAAUUAUUUACUGACACGAUAAAAAUAUACUUUGUCUUGGAAACAAUUAAGAUUCUUUUAUUUCAUUGGUCAAAUGUUUUAAUUCUUAAUCUGGUAUAAAAAGCUAUGCGUCCCUGGAUGCCGCACUGAUUUUAUGUGCGCAUCCAGAAUAAAGUAUUUGAACUUAUAAAAGUUUUACUUAUACAUUUCAGCCAGCAACCAAAGACCUAGUGUCGUUUCUGUUGUUCGGUUUAACAAUAAGUGAAAGAAAGAACUACAAGUACCCCCGUACUGUACAAAACACCAAAAAUUACAGU